Dioszegia hungarica is the source of this 657-nucleotide messenger RNA. RefSeq lists its product as uncharacterized. The record is from RefSeq and is a predicted model, not a curated record. The transcript is spliced from 4 exons. The coding region runs from base 1 to 657 and encodes 218 amino acids. NCBI's taxonomy places the organism in Eukaryota, Fungi, Basidiomycota, Tremellomycetes, Tremellales, Bulleribasidiaceae.
AUGCCAGACGCGGACAUCCCUCUCCUGCCAUACAGGUCUCCCUCAUCAGCCACCUCACCACCCCGCCCUCUUCCUGUCCGCACCUCCGCCCCUUCUUCCCCUGUCGAUGUGGUCAACGCUGUCGCUGGCCCGUCCAAACCGCCCCGCGUGGUGCUCGCCCAGCCUAUCAGUCCUCGCGCGACCCGGCGGACAUCGCGCUCUCCGGGAGUGGAAGAGAUCCAGCUCUCGCCUCUUGGAGCUUCGGGCAAGGGCAAAGCAAAGAGCCCUGUACCUGAUACCAGAGAGAUAUGGGAUCUCGAUGAUCCCUUUGGGAAGGAUAUCAGCGGGGAGAUGGACACGCCUGGGUGGGACGGGAAGGGCGUCGGAAUCGUGGGACCUGGAGAUGGUUCUGGUCCACAUCGACAGCACAUGCCGGUCCGACCAGCUCUCAUCAACACUCAACAACCAUCUCGUCAACCCUCCAUGUCCCCUUCGUCCAAGAUCAAGCCACAUAUCCCGAUUCAACUCCGUCCCGAAAGAUCGACCAUGCUGGGCUGCCUCGAUGGUCCUACGCCCAAAAACCCAGACGAUAGUACAUGGAGAUGGCUGGGCGAACACUGCGUCGGGCUGGCGCUCUGCCAAUGCUUUCCCUGUGGCAAGAAUGCCCCGAAUUAUUGA